Messenger RNA from Chlorella variabilis, 1473 nucleotides. RefSeq lists its product as hypothetical. Gene Ontology annotation, biological process: protein dephosphorylation. Gene Ontology annotation, molecular function: cation binding; protein serine/threonine phosphatase activity. The transcript has 7 exons. Lineage: Eukaryota; Viridiplantae; Chlorophyta; Trebouxiophyceae; Chlorellales; Chlorellaceae. The record is from RefSeq and is a predicted model, not a curated record. The coding region runs from base 1 to 1473 and encodes 490 amino acids.
AUGGCCGCGGGACUCACGCUGUGCUCCCGUGCCCCAGUCGCCAACCGCCACCACCCCGCACUGCAGCGGCGCCCCGCCCAAGCCCGGCGCCUGCGCCCCCUGCGCCCCGUCGCCGCGGCCACAGCUGCGACAGUCAUCGAGGAGCUGGGCUUCGCCGCUCCGCCGGCGCUGGCGCCCGCCUCCUACUCCGACGCCCUCCAGACCUCCCUCAACCGGGGCGACAUCGUCACCACCGGCAAGCUGCUGGAGCUGGCCGGCCUGGCCGGAGGCGCCGACAACGCCUCCAGGGUGCGCCUUCUGGAGCGGCAGCUGGAGGGCCUGGUGCCUAGUGCCGCCGGCCUGCCCCACAACAGCCCUGCGCUGAUGGAUGGGGAGGCCGCCGAGGAGUGCCUGGAGCGGUGGCAGGCCGCCCCCCAGACCAUUCCCGGCUUCGACACGGAGGCAACGCUGGCACUGCCGGGCCUGGCAGAUGUGGCGGUGGUGUCCCGUGGCGGGCGGAAAAACAAUUGUUGGAAGGGCGUCAACCAGGACGCCUUUCUGGCCUGCCCCGUGGCCAGCCCCUCUGGCGCCUCUCCCGCACUGCUGCUGGGCGUGUUUGACGGCCACGGCUGCGGCGGCGACAACGCGAGCCACACCGCGGCCGGCGGGCUGGCGGGGGCGGUGCCCGCAAUUCGCAACCAGCUGCAGGCUGACGCGGGGUGGAGCCGCGACGGCGCCAGCGCCAGCGCCGCCCCUGUGCCCCAGCAGGCGCUGGUGCAUGCCUUCCAGGCUGUGGCGGCCAGCAUGCGCUACGACUCGGAUUUCCAGGACUGCGGCGCCGCCGCAGUGGCCUGCCUGGUGGAGGAGGACAGCAUCACGGCCGUGUGGGCGGGCGACUGCCGCGCGGUGGUUGGCCUGAGCGUAGACACCCCGGCCGGUCCCUCGGUGCUGGUCCAUGCCCUGACACAGGACCACAAGCCCAGCAGCGCGCUGGAGUGCGCCCGCAUCAAGGCCAGCGGGCAGGGACGCGUGGUGCGGGCUGGACGCACCGCGCGGCUGUGCGGCAAGUACGGCAGCAACACGCUGUCGCUCAGCCGCGCCUUUGGCGACGCAUGGGCGGUGCCGCUGGGCCUGACUGCCGAGCCGGACGCCGUGACUCUCACGCUGCCGCCUGCUGUGCCCACUACCACCGCCGCCUCCAGCGCUGGCUCCCCAAGCUGCCGCCUGGACAGCUUUGUUAGCGGCAGCUCUGUGAGCACUGAUGUUGAUGAUGCCCACCCGGCCGCCUUCCCCGCCCGCCACGUGCUGGUACUGGGCUGCGAUGGCUUGUGGGACAUGCUCAGCAACGAUGCCGCUGUGGCCAUCGCCAUGAGCUGCCAGACCGCCAAGGAGGCGGCAGGCGCGCUGAUGCACGCGGCCCGCCGGAACUGGGCAGCCACCUGCAGCGGCGUGUGGGUGGAUGACAUUACGGUUGCAGUGGCGAUGCUGCCGUAA